AUGCGCUCGCCACUUUUCUUGCUCUGCGCAUUCAUGUCUUUAGCAAUCGCUGCUGAAGUGCACAUGUCUGGCAACAGAGCUCCCACAUCUCAAUUCGCAACACAUGGUGUUGCAUCCCAAUUACCCUGUCGCGACCAGGCCAUCCACACCCAAGACCGCGUCCGCGCUCGACAAGCCGCGCUAUCGCAAAUGCUCGGCCACAGCGCAAAGGCAUCAAUCGUCGAGACCGCAUCUGUCAACGUCAAGGCAUUUGCCAACGGCGGCAUGAGCUUCCUCUUCGGCUUGGCAUCCUCAUCCAACGACGUUCUCGACUAUAUCAAUAACGGUACCACUGUAUUCUCGAGAAGCGUCACCGGCGAGGAAGGUAGCGCGGCUUCAGGGCGCAAGCAUGUUGCUUAUACCAGCAUCGCUCUCGUCCUCGUCAUGCUCUUUUUCGCUGUGUGGAUGUGA
Molecule: messenger RNA, 450 nt
Organism: Fusarium poae
Lineage: Eukaryota; Fungi; Ascomycota; Sordariomycetes; Hypocreales; Nectriaceae
Exons: 2
Coding region: 1-450 (149 amino acids)
Source: RefSeq, a predicted model, not a curated record